Messenger RNA from Schizosaccharomyces octosporus yFS286, 1953 nucleotides. RefSeq names its product AP-3 adaptor complex subunit Aps3. The coding region runs from base 404 to 901 and encodes 165 amino acids. Gene Ontology annotation, cellular component: intracellular membrane-bounded organelle; membrane coat. Gene Ontology annotation, biological process: vesicle-mediated transport; intracellular protein transport. The record is from RefSeq and is a predicted model, not a curated record. The transcript has 3 exons. NCBI's taxonomy places the organism in Eukaryota, Fungi, Ascomycota, Schizosaccharomycetes, Schizosaccharomycetales, Schizosaccharomycetaceae.
UGACAGUGCUAGAAAUACAUGUAAGUUUGUAUUUUGAGAACUCUUGAGUUUUUAGUCAUAGAGGAAUUUUGAAAACAAUCGGGUAACAAAUAUCAUGCACCUGCUAUACCAAUUAAGCUGGUGUAGAUUCCCGUACCUUCAAAUUAAGACCGAAUGCUAAUUAAACGAUCACAAGUUUAGCUUUCGUAAAUUUUGAUUAAGAAGAAGAAUACUUAUUAUCCUAAUAUUGUUCAUGUAUAUUAUAUACGAAUAAAAAGAUGGUUAGCUAUGUUACUUAUUAAAUGCUCGGCUUGUAUAACUCAAAAAUAACCUCCUCUUUUACCGGUAUAGGAUUCUAAGCAUAUUCCAACUAGGUAAGCUAGUCUAUUACCGGUACCAGCAAGUAGUGAAGCAUCUUUUGGGCAUGAUUUACGCAAUUUUUAUUUUCAACAAUAAAGGAAAUCCUAGACUGACAAAGUUUUAUACGCCAAUUGAAGAAUCGGAUCAGCAAAGGUUACUUGGCGAAAUAUAUCAAUCAGUGUCUAACCGCACGGCUGCAUCGUGCAAUUUCUUGGAAAGCAGCUUGAUUGCUGGAAAAAAUAGAAUAAUAUAUCGUCAAUAUGCUACAUUAUAUUUUGUAUUUGUAGUUGAUGAAGGAGAAAGUGAACUUGGAAUUUUAGAUCUCAUACAGGUUUUCGUGGAAGCUUUAGAUCGCUGCUUUAAUAAUGUUUGUGAGUUAGAUUUGGUCUUCAAAUUUCAAGAAAUUCAUGCUAUUCUUGCCGAAAUCGUCUCCGGUGGAUUGGUGUUAGAAACCAAUUUGAAUGAAAUUGUGGCAUCUUCUAAAAGUCAGAUGCCGAAAUCAAAACGAUCAGGCGGGCUAAAUAUUGGUACCACACUUGGUUCAUUUGCUACGAGAUUUUAGCUGGCUUUCAAUCAUGUUUCUGCGAGGCUUCUUCCUACAGAGUUGGCUUCUGUAGUACUCGAGAUUGGAAGUACCGGAUAAUUAUAGUCACCGAAAGGCAUACUUUUUGCUUGAGCAUACAACGAUUCCAUCUCAUCGUCUAUCUCGAAACAUAUGCCUCCUUCAUAAUGUUGAGAUUCACUAUAUAGUCCAGGAAUAGAAAAAUAGGUCUUGUUUGAUGAUGGUGAGUUUUGGGAAUCGUUGUUAUUUAUUAAACGUACGCGCGAUUGAUCGUAUCGAGAAACCCAAAGUUUUCUUUGGCCUCCUUGACUGUAACGCAGCCCGUGAGUUGUGCGAUUUAAUCGAGCGUUAUGUCUAGACGGGACCUGGCAUUCAGCGGGUUCAAAAUUCUCAUAUACGUAUCGAUCACCUUGUAAUGUUUGAAUACUGUCGCACCAGACAUCUUUAAACCCAACGACAUCUUUCCAAGCUUUUAAAAGCGGCAUUCGUGAACAUGAUAUCCAUGACGGCGUUAUGUAAUCUUUGAUGCGAAAGGCAUGCCAGUGAGAUAAUGCAAAGAAAGGCAUUUCCAAGCACAUAAGGACAUUCUGGUCCAGUAAGAUAAAUAUGCCGUGUUUUCUUGGUAAAAUACCAAGCCAACCGGCGACUGACAAUAAAGUUUGCUGCCAAUACGAAGCGAAAAUAAUGGCUUUUACAGAGAGAAAUUUUGGGAAAGGCCGAAAUGGAGUCAGUUCCUCGUGUAAGCAAAUCCAAAAUGUUGUUAGGGAAUAGAGAGAGAUGGUAAUAGAGAUGUUGUACAGCAAGCCGAUCCAUAAAGCCGAUGUGACAUAAACGGGCUUAUCUUCGUCUUCAUAGAUUCCUAAAACUCUGCUUAGGAGCGUAGCUAUAAUGAGAAAUGGCUUUAGCCAUGUAUAUUGUAAAAUACCUCGCUUGAUCGAAAGGAAAGUGUAAGGAUCGCUUAAAUCAAUAUCACUCUGAAUAUGAUUCAUUGGCCAUAAACGAGGACGAGGUAAAUGCCCAUGUAAGAUGAUUACGGCAGCUCUUUCACCUCC